AUGACAUGAUGGUUGUUGAAUAUAAUGGCAAUGUAUGAAUAGUAUAUACUCCAGAAAGUUCAGUUUCUUGAUUUUUUGUGUAUAAAUAGUAGGUGGGUGAGUCAUAAAAAUUUCAACUUUUUGACAAUUAAGGGAAGAAAAGGUAGUUUCUUGUCAACCCAUCUAGAAUAAAGAAGAUAGGUACUGGUUUCUUGGGUUCUAGAGUGGAUAGAAAAGUGAGAGGAUUGAUGGGAGAUAGUACAUUGAAAGAGAUGAAGAAUGGUGAUUUAGAGGGUGAGAAUUCUGGUGUUGCUGGUGGUGUGGAGGAUAUGUAUGGUGAGGAUAGAGCUACUCAAGAUCAGCCUAUUACUCCCUGGGCCAUCUCUGUUGCCAGCGGCCAUACUUUGUUGCGUGACCCACGACAUAACAAAGGAACUGCCUUCACUGAGAAAGAAAGAGAUGCUCACUAUUUGCGUGGUCUUCUACCCCCAGUGGUUUUGUCCCAGGAACUUCAGGAGAAGAAAAUGAUUCAAAAUAUCCGGAAUUAUGAAGUUCCACUUCAAAAGUACAUGGCUAUGAUGGAUCUUCAGGAAAGAAAUGAAAGGUUAUUCUACAAGCUUCUAAUCGAUAAUGUUGAUGAGCUCCUCCCUAUUGUUUACACCCCAGUUGUUGGUGAAGCUUGUCAGAAAUAUGGAAGCAUUUUUAGGCGUCCACAGGGUCUUUACAUCAGCUUGAAAGAGAAGGGGAGAAUUCUGGAAGUAUUGAAGAAUUGGCCUGAGAAGAGUAUUCAAGUUAUUGUUGUAACUGAUGGUGAGCGUAUACUGGGACUCGGAGAUCUUGGUUGUCAGGGAAUGGGAAUUCCUGUUGGAAAGCUUGCUUUAUAUACAGCACUUGGUGGAGUUCGUCCUUCAGUAUGUUUGCCCAUUACCAUUGACGUUGGCACAAAUAACCAGAAGUUGCUGGAUGACGAGUUCUAUAUCGGGCUCAAGCAAAAGAGGGCAACUGGACAGGAAUAUGCCGAGCUUAUGGAGGAGUUUAUGUCUGCAGUUAAGCAGAACUAUGGGGAGAAAAUUCUCAUACAGUUUGAAGAUUUCGCAAACCACAAUGCUUUUGAACUUCUGUCAAGAUAUCGCACUAGUCAUCUUGUGUUUAAUGAUGAUAUUCAGGGUACAGCAUCUGUUGUUUUAGCUGGGCUCAUUGCAUCUCUAAAAUUAGUUGGUGGCACCUUGUCUGACCAUACAUUCUUGUUCCUCGGUGCUGGAGAGGCUGGCACUGGCAUAGCAGAACUCAUUGCGCUUGAGAUAUCAAAGAAGACACAUACUUCAGUGGAAGAAAACCGCAAGAAGAUUUGGCUUGUAGACUCUAAAGGACUUAUUGUCAGCUCUCGCAGAGAGUCACUGCAACACUUCAAGAAGCCAUGGGCUCACGAGCACGAGCCUGUUAAAAGUCUCUUAGAUGCUGUCAAGGCAAUCAAGCCAACAGUUUUAAUAGGGACAUCUGGUGUUGGAAAAACUUUUACCAAGGAUGUUGUGGAGGCCAUGGCAUCACUAAAUGAGAAACCUCUCAUUCUUGCUCUUUCCAACCCUACUUCACAAGCUGAGUGUACUGCUGAAGAAGCUUAUGCCUGGAGUGAGGGUCGUGCAAUCUUUGCUAGUGGAAGCCCUUUUGACCCUGUUGAUUACAAUGGAAAAGUUUAUGUUCCUGGCCAGGCAAAUAAUGCUUAUAUAUUUCCUGGUUUUGGUUUGGGCAUUAUCAUGUCUGGUACCAUUCGAGUACAUGAUGAUAUGCUUCUAGCAGCAUCGGAAGCUUUGGCUGCUCAAGUGACAGAAGAAAACUAUGAGAAGGGACUGAUAUAUCCACCAUUUACAAGUAUCAGAAAGAUCUCUGCCAAUAUUGCUGCUAAAGUAGCUGCCAAGUCAUAUGAACUAGGCCUUGCUUCGCGACUCCCACGUCCCAAGGAUCUUGUCAAGUAUGCUGAGAGCUGCAUGUACUCCCCAAAUUAUCGCAGCUAUCUCUAACUUGGAAGUACAAUCUCUACUGCUGUUCUUUGCUAUCUUGCUCAUUUACUGCCUUGCGAGUUUGAAGUUGAUAAGAAUUAUCUUCGACAGUUAGAAAUGAAUUUCAGCUAUAUUGUAUUGAUUUGUUUCGAGUACCCUCGAAUCCAUUUAUUAGAUGUUGUAUUGGUUUACUUUCAAGUACACUUGAAUAUUAUUUGAGAUCACAUAAUAAACAGUUACAAUCUUCGCCAG
Daucus carota subsp. sativus is the source of this 2228-nucleotide messenger RNA. Its product is annotated as NADP-dependent malic enzyme. The record is from RefSeq and is a predicted model, not a curated record. Lineage: Eukaryota; Viridiplantae; Streptophyta; Magnoliopsida; Apiales; Apiaceae. Bases 228 to 1997 code for a protein of 589 amino acids. Gene Ontology annotation, molecular function: NAD binding; malate dehydrogenase (decarboxylating) (NADP+) activity. The transcript is spliced from 20 exons. Gene Ontology annotation, biological process: pyruvate metabolic process; malate metabolic process. Gene Ontology annotation, cellular component: chloroplast.